Drosophila willistoni is the source of this 2243-nucleotide messenger RNA. RefSeq names its product inactivation-no-after-potential D protein (gene inaD). The coding region runs from base 139 to 2166 and encodes 675 amino acids. The record is from RefSeq and is a predicted model, not a curated record. The transcript has 9 exons. Gene Ontology annotation, molecular function: protein binding. Lineage: Eukaryota; Metazoa; Arthropoda; Insecta; Diptera; Drosophilidae.
CUCAAAAGCGAAAGCUGGUUGCGCGGAGAAUUCACAAUCAGCGGAUAUUCAAUUUUUUAACAAUAUUCAAACGAUAAAACCCAAAAUUUUCGAUUCAAAGUAUUCUUAGCGAAACGAAAUACAUAAUCCUUCUUAAUCAUGGUGCAAUUUCAAGGCAAUGCAGGCUUAACGGGUGAUCACAUUCAUAUGGUCACCUUGGAUAAGACUGGCAAGAAAUCCUUUGGCAUUUGCAUUGUACGCGGCGAGGUGAAGGACUCGCCGAAUACCAAAACCACCGGCAUAUUCAUCAAGGGCAUUGUACCCGAAAGUCCAGCUCAUCUGUGUGGCAAAUUAAAAGUUGGCGAUCGUAUCCUAUCGCUCAAUGGUAAGGAUGUGCGGCAUUCCACCGAACAGGCGGUGAUUGACCUUAUCAAGGAGGCGGAUUUCAAAAUUGAUUUGGAGAUACAAACAUUCGACAAGAGCGAUGACCAGCAACAACAGCAGCAUCAGCAACAACAACAGAAUAAGAAUGAUCCCAGAAGUAAUGGUUAUAUGCAGGCCAAGAAUAAAUUCAAUCAGGAACCCAUGGCCAGCAAUAACAACAUGAGCGGAUCUGGUGGCGGCGGAAUGGGCAUGAAUCGGCAGACAACAAUGCAAAAGAGGAAUACAACCUUCACGGCCUCGGCUCGAGCCAAACAUAUGUCACAUGCCGAUGAGGAUGAUGAGGAUACGCGUGAUAUGACCGGACGUAUACGCACGGAAGCAGGCAAUGAGAUUGAUCGAGCCUCCGCCGGCAAUUGCAAGUUAAAUAGGCAGGAGAAGGAUCGGGAUAAGGAGCAGGAGGAUGAAUUUGGCUAUACGAUGGCUAAAAUAAACAAGCGAUAUAACAUGAUGAAGGAUCUGCGUCGCAUAGAAAUCCAGCGGCCGGCAAACAAAUCCCUCGGCAUAGCCCUCGCUGGUCAUAAAGAUCGUCAGAAGAUGGCCUGUUUUGUGGCCGGUGUGGAUCCCAAUGGCCUGCUGGCCAGUGUCGAUGUGAAGCCCGGCGAUGAGAUAGUCGAAGUCAAUGGCAAUGUUCUCAAAAAUCGCUGCCAUCUCAAUGCCUCGGCCAUCUUUAAGAAUUUGGAUGGCGAGAAACUGGUGAUGAUUACAUCCCGGCGCAAACCCAACGAUGAAGGCAUGUGUGUGAAGCCCAUUAAGAAGUUUCCCACAUCCUCGGAUGAGACCAAAUUCCUUUUCGAUCAAUUCCCCAAAGCUCGCACUGUACAGGUGCGUAAGGAAGGUUUCUUGGGGAUAAUGAUCAUCUAUGGCAAACAUGCGGAAGUUGGCAAUGGAAUCUUCAUAUCCGAUUUGCGAGAAGGUUCCAAUGCAGAGGCGGCUGGCAUUAAAGUGGGUGACAUGGUGCUGGCAAUUAAUCAGGAUGUUACGCUAGAAUCCAACUACGAUGAUGCAUCUGGUUUACUUAAAAGAGCCGAAGGCGUUGUGACCAUGAUUUUGCUCACACUUAAGGACGAAGAGGUCAUUAAAAAAGAAAAGGAAGCGGAGGAAAAGAAAAGAGAAGAAGCCAAAAAAGAGGAAGAAAAGCCACAGGAACCAGCCACAGCCGAGAUAAAACCCAAUAAAAAGAUAUUAAUUGAGGUAAAGGUGGAAAAGAAACCGCUGGGCGUCAUAGUAACCGGCGGCAAGAACAACUAUGUCAAGACUGGUUGUGUCAUCACACACAUCUAUCCCGAAGGCGCCUUGGCCGCUGAUAAACGUUUGCAGAUAUUCGAUCACAUUUGCGAAGUAAAUGGAGUCCCAAUACAUUGCGAAAGUUUGACCACCCUCAAGGUGCAUCAGUUGUUCCAUGUAACAUAUGAGAAAACAGUCAAUUUCACCGUAUAUCGCGCAGAUCCGCCAGAAAUGGAGAAGUUCAAUGUGGAUUUCAUGAAGAAAAGCGGCAAGGAACUUGGCUUGUCCCUUUCGCCCAAUGAAAAGGGUUGCACUAUAUCCGAUGUAGUUUCCGGCCAGUAUCCAGAAAUUGAUCACAAAUUGCAACGCGGCGAUAUUAUAACCAAAUUUAAUGGCGAUUCCCUCGAGGGUCUGACCUUCCCUGUAUGCUAUGCAUUAUUCAAGGGAGCCAAUGGUAAAAUUUCUAUGGAGGUGACACGACCAAAGCCCACUCUACGCACUGAAGCACCCAAACCAUAAGUGUGGAAAAACUCGCGAAAAAUUUUUAAGUUUCAAUAAAGAACAAUUGAUGCAGAAAACACGUAUUGAAAAACAAA